UGGAACCAAUUCACAGUCUCUCAACAACUGGGGCGCCCUCCGCUUGUCUAGAAGGAACAACACAAGACUCACAAGAUGAAGGUUCUGUUGCUGAGUCUUGUCCUGGUCGUGGUUUGUGCCGCCCAGGAAACUCCAGCUGAGAUAGACCCCUCAAAGGUUGUAGGAGACUGGCGCACCAUUUAUGCAGCCGCAGAUAACAAGGAGAAGAUUGUGGAAGGGGGCCCGCUGAGGUGUUAUAACCGCCAGAUUGAAUGUAUUAACAACUGCGAACAGCUCUCCCUUUCAUUUUAUAUCAAAUUUGACGGCACAUGCCAGUUUUUCUCAGACGUGCUAGACAGACAAGAAGGAGGUAUUUACUUCAUAGAAUACGCGGGGAGAAUUUAUUUGCAAAUCAUUCAUGUAACAGACAACAUGCUGGUAUUUUAUUAUGAAAAUGACGAUGGAGAGAAGAUCACAAAAGUAACUGAAGGUUGCGCCAAAGGAACCAGUUUCACUCCAGAAGAAUUUCAGAAGUAUCAGCAGCUGAACACUGAGAGGGGGAUUCCAAAUGAAAAUAUAGAAAACAUCAUCGAAACAGACAACUGUCCUCCGUAAGAACAGAGAACAUCAGUUGG
Bubalus bubalis (water buffalo) is the source of this 614-nucleotide messenger RNA. RefSeq names its product allergen Bos d 2-like. Lineage: Eukaryota; Metazoa; Chordata; Mammalia; Artiodactyla; Bovidae. The record is from RefSeq and is a predicted model, not a curated record. Gene Ontology annotation, molecular function: small molecule binding; odorant binding. The coding region runs from base 76 to 594 and encodes 172 amino acids. The transcript has 6 exons.